This is a messenger RNA of Plectropomus leopardus (leopard coralgrouper), 1323 nucleotides long. RefSeq names its product myc target 1b (gene myct1b). NCBI's taxonomy places the organism in Eukaryota, Metazoa, Chordata, Actinopteri, Perciformes, Serranidae. Gene Ontology annotation, cellular component: nucleoplasm. The record is from RefSeq and is a predicted model, not a curated record.
AAAAAGCAAAAAGCCUGUCUUGGAAAAAGCUUCAUCCGUCUGCUUGGAGUCAGUGUGGAGUUUAACACCAACUUAUGGUGGCACCAUGGCUCAUAAUGAAACACAUCCCCUUUUGGAGAUACUAAAAUCAUUUAAUACUGGCGAUAUGAUUUUAGCCUUCUGUUUAUCUAUGCUUGUGGGCCUGCUGCUGGGUGCUCUGGUCUACGUUCUGUUGACGUGGGCAUCAAGGCGCCAGGCCACCGCCAAGAUCACCAGGCGCUCUAAGAAAAGAUCCAACACUUCAAACGCAAACAUGAGCAACCAGCUGGGCCUUUACAGGAGCACUUUUCUGAGCGUCUACAGACAGCCCUCUCUGGAGCCAGUGGGCCCUCUGGGGAGUAAGCCCGGCUUAGAGACUUCAACCUUUCGCCCUCUGCCCAAAAGGAGCAGGGCCGGCCUGGAGAUGGGAGAGGACACGCUGGUCACGACUGAGGACACAGCAGCUUCAAACUCAUCCGAAUCAGCAUCCCUCGUCCCAAAUAAGAGACAUUCCUUCUGGUUGGGGAACAAUGGACUUAAAGGAUUCCUCCCCUCACAGACUCCCCCCCCUGCAUACGACAGCGUCAUCCAUGCCUUUGAAGAGACAUGCACUUGAAUCUGUCCACUUAAAUACAAGAACUGGAAAAACACAACAUGCUGGGAUUACACAGGACUUUAUGGCUCUUUGUUAGACCAUUUCUGACACUUUUCAGUCUAAAGCAGCGUAUUCUUAACUGAAUAAGAUGCUUCCAUAGCCAUCAAGUCUCAGCUCAGUAUUAUAUUAUGAGAUCAGGGCUGCAUCUAACCAUUAUUGAUCACAGGGGGAGCUUGGUAUUGGGUGGCAUGCUUUUCAUUCUCUGUCAUAUUUCUUUGGCAUAAUUUAUGUUACAAUAUUCUCACCAAGAGGAAAUUAUGUGAUUUGCAGUUACAGUCAUGUUGUGCAUUUGUGCCAACUAAUAAAGUCACGACUUUAAUACUGUCCUUCAAAAAUAUAUAAAUCUGUCCAACUGCAAAAUUUUAAUGACAUUUACACAAACUAACCAAAGAACCAACUAAGCAAGGUUUCUCAGUGCCCAAGGGGAAUUCUUCAAAUAUCUAGAAAAUCCUAACACUGGAGUAAAUGUAGCAAGCAAAUGAUUGCAGCUCUAAUAUACUUGUUUGUGACCACAAUAGAACAUCUCAUGGCCCAUGAUAGAGUAAAGAGAAUCUGGGUUUGGAUUUUUCUCUGAUCGUGCGAAGAUGAGGGAAAUACUGUGUGCUAGAUAGUUCUGUUAUCUAAAAUCACAAUAAAGAUUUAAUGAUGAA